This is a messenger RNA of Didymodactylos carnosus, 1431 nucleotides long. The record is from the annotation of a GenBank genome assembly. NCBI's taxonomy places the organism in Eukaryota, Metazoa, Rotifera, Eurotatoria, Philodinida, Philodinidae.
AUGACGUAUGCUGACGGAACGAUUGGUCACCCCCCACUUUUGCCAGACGAUGGUACUUACGUACAAUGGACGUUUCUCCAUAUGAAUGACGUCUACGAACUGCUUCCCUUGAGUAGUGGGACUAAGGGCGGUCUAGCACGAGUGGCUACUGUACGAAAAAAGUUACUCGAUGAGAAUCCUUUUACAUACACAUUUCUCGCGGGUGAUCUUGUGUCACCAUCGGCUUUAAGUCAGGCAAAAGUGAACGGAUCAGCGUUAAAUGGCAAACAAAUGAUUUUUGGAAUGAACGCACUAGGUCUGGACUACAUGACAUUUGGUAACCAUGAGUUUGAUCUUAAACGCGAUGAUCUUCUUCAACGGAUGGCAGAAUCAAAGUUUACAUGGAUUGGCACUAAUGUGUUUAAUCACUCAGGUACAUCAAUGUUUGAUAAAACUGUACCGUAUCAAUUGAUCAUCGUCAAGAACGUACGUAUCUUACUAUUCUCCAUUACAAUCGACUCUAACUUGGGCGAUUCAACACCUUAUGUAACUAUUGUGAAUUCAUCAUCGUUAAAACCGUUUGUUCAACAAUUUUUAAAGUCUUUGACAAUUGAAUAUGACGUAUUGGUAGCAUUGACACAUCUCGAGAUCACCACCGAUAUCAUGUUAGCGGAAAGUGUGCCUGACAUUGACGUUAUAAUGGGUGGUCAUGAACAUGAAAAUAUUUAUUUAAUACGUGGUCGACGUAACACGGCCAUUUACAAAACGGAUGGAAAUACAUUUUCUGUUUUCAUUCAUCGUUUCGCCUACAAUCUGGAUAGUAAAAUACUUCGUCUCUUCAGUACUCUAGUUCGCAUAACACCCGACAUCGUGGCGGAUAAUGAAACAGCAUCUGUGGCUAAUUAUUGGUUCAAUGCGGGUAUAAAUGGAUUUACUGAAAGUGGUUAUCAACCAUACGACGUUGUGGCUCAUCUCCCCGAAGGUAUUGAAUUAGAUGGUCGAUCGUCAUCGAUAAGAUAUUUUUCAACAUUGCUAAGUGAUUACAUUUGCCAGAGUUUGAAGCACGAAACGAACGCGGACAUAGGACUUUAUCACACUGGUACAAUUCGGCUGGACGAUAUUCUGUCCGGAACGAUUAGUCAAUAUGACAUUCUGCGAACGGUUCCCUUUCCCGAUAUUAUCGUAAAACUGACGGUGCCCGAUACGAUACUAAAUCAAGUGCUGACAUAUGGUGCAACGCAGCAAGGAUCAGGAAGGUUUCUAUCGUAUUGUGGGUUCAAUGUGACGAAUAAAGUGGAAGGUAAUUUGACUUACAGCGUAGCUACAUUGGAGUACACAAAAAGUGCAACGGGUCUCAGCGAUCCGAGUGUGACAGUAACAGACACGUAUGGAGCAUUACCUUCAACAGUAAUUCGAUAUCUAAAACUAUUAUACCCAAACAAUAAGGUGUGA